Molecule: messenger RNA, 1079 nt
Organism: Lathyrus oleraceus (garden pea)
Lineage: Eukaryota; Viridiplantae; Streptophyta; Magnoliopsida; Fabales; Fabaceae
Exons: 2
Coding region: 248-877 (209 amino acids)
Source: RefSeq, a predicted model, not a curated record
AAAACCAAACACACGUUAUUCAUUAUUAAAACCUCAACAAAGGUACUUACUAAUAAGUACUUGUUUGUCUAAUUACCAAAACAAACAUCUUUGCAGGCCUUAACCUCAAUAUUCUCUCCUCAAAUUGAAACUACUCCUCUUUAUUUUCGUCCUGAAUUUCAUCCCUUCACAUUCACUCAACAAUAUAUAUACACACACAUUCUUCCAAUAGUAUCACCUUUCUCAUAGUUACACAAUUUAAAAAACUAUGAAGAGUGUUUCAAAGAACAAGUUCUUAACAUGUUUCCGUCCCGUCGUUGAUUUUGAUACUAAUGUCGCCUAUCCUUCUACCAAUCGUUGUAAACACGAUCGAGCAAGCAGUUCAAUGUUUUCGGACGGGAGUGGCUCGAGAUUGAUAGAGACUCACGUUGUUGAUCAUCCUCCAAAACAAACACUUGCUAAGGUGAUUAAAGCUAUGGUGUUUCAAACCAUAUUGAAUACAAAAGCUCACAAGAAAAAACGUUAUAGCCAAAGUUGUUUCGGAUCAAAGCGUAAUUAUUCUUUACAUACAAGAACUUCAUCAUCAUCUUUCAAGACUAAUAUUGAAGAAAAGGCAAUUGAAUCGUCUUUGUCAAGUUCAUCGUCUUCGUUGUGCUCGCCAGUAUCCGAAUCAAAGACUUUAUCCAAGUCUAGUGGAUAUAAAUUACACAAGACACAAAAAUUUCAAUGCCUAGGAAUAUACAUGAUGAUUCUCAUAAGCUUAGUAGUUACACUUUCUUGUGGUAAAAUUAAUGUCAUUAUUUUGACAUUAAUGUUGUUCUCUUGUUUCUGUUGUUGGAACAGAAGCUCUAAUUGGCUAAAAAGGGUUGGUAUAAGUUGUCAAACACAACAUCCAUAGCCCUAAAGUAUAGCCAUAAAUCGGGACCAUAAAAAUAAAGAUAUGAUUUUAAAUUGAUGUCUGCAAGUACAAUUGCAGACGCAAUAUAAAAGUUUUCGAUCUUUCUAUAAUGUCAUCAGAAAUUUAUGUACUUUCUUUAAAAAUCGGAAGUCAUAGUUAAAAUCCGCAUUCAUGCAUUUUUGAACAUUGAUGAUUCUUCGAU